Messenger RNA from Prosopis cineraria, 726 nucleotides. RefSeq lists its product as uncharacterized. NCBI's taxonomy places the organism in Eukaryota, Viridiplantae, Streptophyta, Magnoliopsida, Fabales, Fabaceae. The record is from RefSeq and is a predicted model, not a curated record. The transcript has 3 exons. Bases 174 to 458 code for a protein of 94 amino acids.
CGGAUCUUCGCAUUCCUAUAUAGCUAAUUUGAACUCACAGCCUCUUCGAUCAACACGGCUCGCUAUCGCCAUCCAGCGAGAUACAGGUAUUUGCAUCUCUGUCUCCUUCAAUAUAUCUUUCAUUGCUUUAAUUGACAACCUCUCCAUUCUCAGGUUGUUGAGUCUUCAGAGGCAUGGACACUCAGAAGAACGAAUUUGAAAAGCAGACUUCAUCAGCUGCUACUGCCUCAACUGUUACCUCGUGUCGAAAGAAGAAGAAUGAGCAAGCUACUUUCUUGGAGGAUUUGAAGGAUCAUGUUGAUGAGUUUAUCCAUGCUUCUAUGGAUGAACACAAAACUUGCUUUAAGAAAACCGUUCGAAAGAUGUUUGGUUUGUCCAAAGUUGUUUCGGAAAGGAACUCUGAUACUACCAAAGAAGUUGAAAGCUCUCUACCUCUUCGGACAACCGUACAAGAGUAGAAUCCCAAGACCUGACAAUCUCGUUUGGCACUACCCCACAUGUGUGUAGGUUAAAUGCAGAGAAGCUCUUUGAAACCCAAUAAACAAAUCCGAGAGGCUUUAUCCUUUUGGGUUAUUCCAUGUCAACCAUGUAACACCCCCCCUUCCCCCCGCAGCGGGGGGCGCUCUUUUUUAUUUCCUAAUAUGUAAAGUUCUGAAUUUGGUAGCAGUAGUUUCUUACCCUGAACAUGAGGUUUUAUUGAAUCUGGUAGUAGUUGAAUUCCGACAA